UUUUCUUGUUCUAGUGAUGGGGCAGAGUGAUUUCCGGACUGGCAGCAGCAGCAGCAGCAGUGUGUGGCCACAGAGUGAGCUCAGACUGAAUGAGGAUUCAUCAGGCCUGGACUACAUGUUGGCUCUCAGCCUCCAGAGUGAUGUAGCAUCGAGGGCUGGAGGCGUAGAGGGAAACCUGUGGAGUGGAAUCUGGGACCACAAGAUUGGGAAGACUUCUAACUCUUCUGUAAACUCUUCACUCUCUCCGCCCAACAACAACUACCCAAACUUCACCACAAGCACGAGUACAAGCACGAGUACAAGCACGAGUACAAGCACGAGUACAAGCACGAGUACAAGCACGAGUGCCGUCCAGGAACAUGACCAAGCAGAUACCAUGCUUCCUUGUGAGUUUUGCGAAGAACUGUUUCCCGAAGAGGACCUAAUUUUGCAUCAGACUGGAUGCAGCCCCGCCUCCGCCUUUGCAUCUUACAGCAAGCAGCCCUUGUCUCCACCCAAAGAGGACCGGAUGAGCAGGAAUGCUCCAGGGCUGAUGCACAACGUCCCUGACACGCUCGCUUCAAAUAUCCCCACUUUCCCUCGGUCAGUGUCCCCGGCCUCCUACAGUCCUCCAGCCAGUCCUCUAGAGGGCGAUGUGGUCAUUCCAUGUGAAUUCUGUGGCGUUGCUCUGGAGGAGGCUGUCGUCUUCCACCACCAGGACAAAUGUGAUAUGCGUCCUCAGGCGGCUCACCCUCUGAAUAAUCUCACAAAAGCAUCGGUCAAAAAACCACUGAGCCCGACCAACGAUGCCUUUGGUCAGAUGUCUUCCGAUUUUCAAAGGAGAAUGAAUCCCCAAGCCGACUUCUCGGAUGUGAACUUUGGAUGCGACAGAGAGACACCAGGACUCAACCCAAUGGACUGGCAGAGAGGUUACAUUGGACUACCGAGUCAACGGAAGACGUCCAACAGCGACGCUUCUGUAAAGAACCGACCUCAGCCGGGCAUGGAAGCAGAGGGAGCUCAUUCUUCUGUCUGUGACGCCGAGACGUCCGGCGCUCCAGCUCUAAAGGGAGUACAUCUACCAGAAAAUAAAGAAGGCAGAGGGAACAGAAGAAAUUCUUUGACAAAGUUGCCCAAGAAGCAGAAUGAAGAGCAGCAGGAAGAGUGAGAGCAGGUGGAGAAAAACAAAACCCAAAUCUGCUCGGCUUUCAUUUAUCCUCUUGCACACGUAUGAAAACAAAACGUAUACCUAUCUGAUAAGUGCCUGUGUGAGUAUUAGUUAUCUUGCAAUUUAUAUUUUAAUGAUUUUUACUUUAAAAGUCUAGGUAAUUUGGUUUAAUAACACAUAUUCUGCUUUACUUUUCAAAUGUUUGUAUGUCUAACAUCCAGCCUUAAAAGAUAAAUUCUCAAAUUAAUUUUAUUUGCGCUGAGUUUGAUUUGGUUUUUAAAUCCUCUUGUACUGUAUAAGUCGUGUCCUUGCUCCUUAGGGAACGUUGAGAACAUCAGACACAUGACUUGUCGGUGUGCAUUUGUCUCACUUAAUCUCACCUUGUUAUGUCAGCCAAGGACAUUUUGUUUUCACCCCUGUUUGCCAGUUCUUUCAGGGUCCUUCAGUGUUCCUGUUGGGUUCUUAAUCUGUAUGUAACCUAAAGCACUUUGAUAGAUUAUUUUGUUAAAAAGGGCUUAAGGAACAGAUUUCAUAAGUGUAUGCAUCUUUGAACAUGAAAAAAAAGAACCCUGUAUUAUUGAUCAUUUGUCUUUUUUAUACUGUUAAACAUUUGUCUUUAAUACUCUUCAGUAAUAUUUUGAUUUUUUUUAAAUCAUAACUGUAGAACUAUAUAUGUGGUGUUACAAUGAGGUGGUUCCUGAAGCUGUGGCUCCUGUCCAAUCUUCUUUGAAGUAGAAUGACAAAUAUUGUGUGCAGCACCUCUGCAUAGGAUUUAAGAUUAAGAUUUAUUUUGUGUGUAACAUAGGGUCCACUUCAGCAAUACAUACAGGAUGGGCAACCUUGUGCCACAGGUGGUUGAGACCUUGUGACUAAAGACAGAUCCAGAGAGUUUUCCUGAUUAACGUCUGAUAAUCAACCUCAACUGUUGAGGAGCAAGUAAUCAGUGCAAUCUCCUGCUAUGGUGUUAGGUUUGACGAGGUUCUCACGCCACAUGGCUGACUAUUCCUUUUUAAGAAAACUGUCUUGAUGCUCUUUGUCUUGUAUGGCUAUUAAAUGUGUAAUGAGGAGA
Molecule: messenger RNA, 2216 nt
Organism: Pseudoliparis swirei
Lineage: Eukaryota; Metazoa; Chordata; Actinopteri; Perciformes; Liparidae
Gene: trafd1
Product: TRAF-type zinc finger domain containing 1
Exons: 7
Coding region: 17-1147 (376 amino acids)
Source: RefSeq, a predicted model, not a curated record